AUGGCUGAGUGGAAUCAAAGACAAGAAUUAUCAUAUAUGACUGAUAGUAUACCUAUAAAUACAUCGAUAAUUUCCAGUAGCAGUAACAACGAAGAUAUAGGCAAGAGUCCUAUUCAGAAAGACAUCAAUUCUCAGAAUAAGACAUCAGAAGUUGGCAAUCAGUAUGUCUAUUCUAGAACAAAACCAAAAAGUUACGCAUUUAUGCAUAUGAAAAAAAAAUUAAAAGAUAAAAAUAAUAAAACAUGUAACGACACCAAUAGUAUCGAUGGCAAAACACUCAAUUCGCCAAAGAGGGAAAUUCAAUUCUCAUCCAGAGCGAGCACUCUCUCUAAUCAAGACAUAAUUCUUACUGAUGAUAACGGUGAAAGAGAGUCUACAUGGAAUUAUACAAGCCAACCCCCAACUCAAGUACCGGCACAUAUUAAUCCGAAAGUUUACGAAGAAUAUGAUAAUGUAUACGACUUCGAGCCAAAUAAUGAAUCAUUUAAUUAUGAUUAUCAUUUAGAUGAAUACCCUAAUGAAUAUAACGAUAUGGAGAACAGCAACACACCAACAAAUGCCGACUUAAAUGUUAGCUAUUCUUCCGUAGGUAGUAAUAUUAGAACAUAUCGAUCAGAUCAUAGCACAGGGCAAGAAUCCAACUACAAGCCAUACAAUUUGCAAGAUUAUAAACGUAUUGCUGACAAAAGUAACAAACUAGGAGGGUUAGGUCCAGAUAAACUAAAUAAUGAAUACCAAGAAAAGCAAGAACGGGCUUUCAAGCAACAAGAAUAUGCAAAAUUAAUCCGUCAACAACAUUUGAAGGAGAAAAAACGCUGGAUUAGUAGAAACGCAAAUAAGGAAGCUAAUAAUCAAAAUCAACUAUCAAGAGCGAAAUUGGCAGCUGAAUAUGCUAAAAAUAUACCCCGACCAAAACCCGCUGCUAAGCCGAAGGAGACUACCAAUAACAAAGCAUCACUAACAACAAAAAAAGGAAAUCCUCAAACACAAAAAAAGUCGACAGAAUUUAGCAACCGCAAGGUCGCGGUAAAUUCGGCAGCUCGAAGCUUCACUUCAAAACAUUCCAUGACUAUCUCCUCUGAUAAUUUGGCAAAUUUCGUUCAAAAUACAGAAAAUGCUGAUGCUGAUGAUACAAAACUAUCAGUAAUUGAAAUGCUAAAACAAAGACAUGAGAGAGAUAAAUUAGCUGCAGCAAAAAUAAAACAAAAUCUAAAACUAUAA
Messenger RNA from Trichoplax adhaerens, 1221 nucleotides. RefSeq lists its product as uncharacterized. The record is from RefSeq and is a predicted model, not a curated record. The transcript is spliced from 4 exons. Gene Ontology annotation, biological process: axoneme assembly. NCBI's taxonomy places the organism in Eukaryota, Metazoa, Placozoa, Uniplacotomia, Trichoplacea, Trichoplacidae. Bases 1 to 1221 code for a protein of 406 amino acids.